Messenger RNA from Drosophila biarmipes, 928 nucleotides. RefSeq lists its product as uncharacterized. NCBI's taxonomy places the organism in Eukaryota, Metazoa, Arthropoda, Insecta, Diptera, Drosophilidae. Bases 73 to 873 code for a protein of 266 amino acids. The record is from RefSeq and is a predicted model, not a curated record. The transcript has 2 exons.
CUUUGCCCAUCCCCAAUCUGCACUGAAGCAAAUUCCUGGAAAUGCACAUUAGCCUAUUGCUAACAACACAAAAUGCCUAAGUCCGAGGAGGCUGGCGUUACUCAACUGGCCAAGAGGCAGAGAAGGAAGCAGACUAUUUGGACGCGCGAGAAGAUUGCCAGGCUGAUUGAGCUGUACCGCGCAUCGGAUUGCUUGUGGAACCACUACUCCGAGCUGUACAAAAACAAGGACUGCAGGGCUAAGGCCAUCAGUUCCAUCUGCGACUCCCUGGGGAUAACUAAGAACGACUAUGGCAAGAAGGUGCACAAUCUUCGUAACCAAUUCAAUUCGGAACUCAAGAAGCUGGAGAGACGACUUGAGGAGUCUGGAGGGGACUCCGAGAAGACCUGUCGAUGGGAGCACUUCAAAACGCUGAUGUUUCUGCGUUCUGUGAUAGAACCGCGCCCAGGGUAUCAGCAGGGACCUCAGUGCAAGAAAAUGAUCACAAAGCUGGACUUCAGUUUCUCCGAGCAAGAAGCGGAAAAGCACAGUCAAUCCUCAAUAGAAAGCUUGGAGUCCGUGUUUGUAAAAAACGAUGUAGAAACCAGUGAGGUUCCAAAGGUCAGCGAACCCACUCCUUUGCCUCCCGAACCUGCGCCGCCGUGCAACUCAUCUGCUCCGAGUCGAUUGGCAGAAUCACCCACUGUUUCCGCGGCUGUUCAUAUACCACCCAGUGGUCGGGACCAAUGGGACGCCUUUGGCGAGUUAAUCGCCAGUGAAUUCCGCAACCUGAACUCCGAAGUUUCCCGCAAGAGGCUGAAGCGAAGGAUUAUGCAAGUUAUGCUAGAAGUCGGCGAGGAAGAUGAUCUUGAGAUUCCAAGUACAAACAGUUGAUUUUAGAAUUAAGUAAGGGCAUCGUUGUACAGUUCAAGUAAAUUUUAAAUAGAUA